Lasiodiplodia theobromae is the source of this 504-nucleotide messenger RNA. RefSeq lists its product as uncharacterized. The coding region runs from base 1 to 504 and encodes 167 amino acids. NCBI's taxonomy places the organism in Eukaryota, Fungi, Ascomycota, Dothideomycetes, Botryosphaeriales, Botryosphaeriaceae. The transcript has 2 exons. The record is from RefSeq and is a predicted model, not a curated record.
AUGCCUCAGCCGGUCUUUUUCUUCAAGGCAGAUGCCGAGUUCGGCUUUUUGUGCCAGUGGUACCGUGGUUACUUCGUUCACGAGGGAAUUACGUUCAACUGUGCCGAGCAGUGGAUGAUGUGGAGAAAGGCGAAAAUUGCCGGUGACGAGGCAACUGCGAGUAGUAUCCUCAAGACCAAGGAUCCGCGCAUGCAGAAGAGCUGGGGCCGAAAGGUGAAGGGGUUUGAUGAACAGAAGUGGGAUGGGAUUAAGCGUAAUAUUGUAGAGGAAGGAAACUACAUGAAGUUUACGCAGAAUGAGAACUUGAAAAAAUUACUGUUGGACACGGGCGAGAGGGAGCUGGUUGAGGCUUCUAGAUUUGAUCGCGUGUGGGGAAUCGGAUAUUCGGCCGCUAAUGCUUUGUACGUGGAGAAGGAGGAGUGGGGGCAGAAUCUACUCGGAAAGGCGUUGAUGAGGGUGAGGGAGCGCAUACGUGAGGAGUUGAAUGUACAAGAAGCUGGCUGA